Messenger RNA from Cydia strobilella, 6509 nucleotides. Its product is annotated as serine/threonine-protein phosphatase alpha-2 isoform. Gene Ontology annotation, cellular component: cytoplasm; nucleus. Gene Ontology annotation, molecular function: protein serine/threonine phosphatase activity. The record is from RefSeq and is a predicted model, not a curated record. The coding region runs from base 175 to 1161 and encodes 328 amino acids. NCBI's taxonomy places the organism in Eukaryota, Metazoa, Arthropoda, Insecta, Lepidoptera, Tortricidae. The transcript has 8 exons.
ACCGAUGAUGUGUUUCUUUUGUUUGCGUGUGUGAGUGAUGUCUCCGCCAUUGGAACUCAUUUAAGCCGAGAACUGAAAUAGGUUGUACCUUUCAUAAAUCGGCAAAAAUCUUUACAAUCUUCUUUUCUUUACUUGUAAUAUUUAGUCAUAUUCCGUGCACAAACAUUCUAUCCGAUGGCAGACAGAGACACAGAUGAGUUAAACAUCGACAAUGUUAUAAAAAAAUUACUAAAAGUCCGCGGCGAGAAGCCUGGCAUGAAUGUACAGUUAACGGAAAUCGAGAUCAAAGGGCUAUGCUUAAAAUCGCGGGAAAUAUUCUUAUCACAGCCCAUAUUACUUGAGUUGGAAGCCCCUCUAAAAAUAUGCGGUGACAUCCACGGACAAUACUAUGACUUGCUCCGGCUCUUUGAGUAUGGAGGCUUCCCACCCGAGUCCAACUACCUGUUUCUCGGAGACUAUGUGGACCGUGGGAAGCAGUCGCUGGAGACCAUCUGCUUGUUGCUAGCGUACAAGAUCAAAUAUCCGGAGAACUUCUUCUUAUUACGGGGGAACCAUGAGUGUGCUAGCAUUAAUAGGAUUUAUGGAUUCUACGACGAGUGCAAACGGAGGUAUAACAUCAAGCUUUGGAAAACGUUUACAGACUGUUUCAACUGCUUACCUGUCGCAGCUAUAGUUGACGAGAAGAUCUUCUGUUGCCACGGCGGUCUCUCACCGGACCUGCAGGCCAUGGAGCAGAUCCGGCGGAUCAUGCGGCCCACCGACGUGCCCGACCAGGGGCUGCUGUGCGACCUGCUGUGGUCCGACCCCGACAAGGACACUACGGGCUGGGGCGAGAACGACCGUGGCGUCAGCUUCACGUUCGGCACCGAGGUGGUUGGCAAAUUCCUGUCGAAGCAUGAGUUCGACCUGAUCUGCCGCGCGCAUCAAGUGGUCGAGGAUGGUUACGAGUUCUUCGCCAAACGGCAACUUGUCACGCUGUUCUCCGCGCCCAACUACUGCGGCGAGUUCGACAACGCGGGCGCGCUGAUGUCGGUGGACGAGACGCUGAUGUGCUCGUUCCAGAUCCUGAAGCCGGCCGACAAGCGCAAGCUCUACUCCGGCCUCAACAUGGGCCGCCCCAACACCCCGCCGCGCGCGCAGCCCAAGAACAAGAAGAACUAACCGGCUGAGCCCGCAUGGACCCGCUCCCUCCGUGUACUCUAUUGGCAUCCUGCGACCCCCGACCUGCGCCACACAACCCGCCAGGGUCUACACUCUACCUAGGCAUUCACAAACAAAAUCAUCUACAUACCACCCUGUAUAUACAGGAUGACCGUCACCAUAUGCCAUCCUGUAUUAUACACGGUGGCUGACACCUUUAAGUUAUUUUAUUUGUCAAUGUCUACUACUUAGCUUCUUAGAUAUAACCUCGGAUGACGAUCCGAUAGUUUAUAAGCGUUAGGCCUAGCCUUAGAGCCUAAGUCUUUUCUAGCGGUGACUGUCUCGGCGUAGUUGAACCUCCUGCUGCGGUGUCAGCAUGGUUGCAUUUUUAUCACCUGUCACUAUGCCUGUCACUUUCACACUUAUCUUGUUAGAACGUGACAGGCGAUAAAAAUGCUACCGUGCUAAGCCCGCAGGACUCAUUCGUAUUUCGAACCUUUAACCGUCAAUAGAGUGCACCCUUUAUUGUAUUUUUUUCAUUAUGGACUAUCCAUUCUUUUUUUAAACGUUUUUAAAAAUGAAAUUUUAGCAAUCAAGUCUUAUUUUACAGUACUCGUAAUCUGUUGCGUUGUUCUUUAUUGUGAUCGUCUUAAAGUUCAUUAUUGCUCGCAUUGAUCAACAAUUACUGUCCGGCGUUUGGACAUGAGCAAUACGAGCUUGCAAAUCGUCAGUGUUGCCAUCCUUUCCGUAUUUAUUUGUCUUGUCUGUGGCGAUUUGUGUAACGACUCUUUCUUGAAGGCUCUCUUUUCAAAGAGAUUUUUUUACAAUAAAGUUAUACAGGCUGACAUGGGACACGUGAUCACGUAUUGAAAAGGAUUCGUUCGUUCGAAAGAAACUUAUUUGUUAAGUUUCUGUUGUAAGGGCUAAAAUGUUAAAAUGAUUUGUUCAUGUUUAACUAAAGUAAAAACUGGUCACGUCUCAAAUGUCACCCUGUAUAACAUAGCUAAGCCAGUGUCACGCGUAGUGAUACAUAUAUUAAAAAAGCAGUAAUGUACGGCCCGGGUUUCCUGCUUAAUUUUAAAUGUGGAAGAAUGUCUCGUGAAUACAAAAUAAAAUGUAAUUGUCUGUGCGUAUGACUGCGUAUGUAUGUAUUUAAUAUCCAACUGGUAAAUGUAAGUUAGUGCGAUCAACGUUGACACUGAUAUUCGUUAUUCAACUGACUGAAUACGUUAUCCCUUUGAACGCCAAAGACGUCAAAAGACGCGCGCGGCUUCAGCCCAAUAUCAACCUUAAUGCAUUCAGAUAAGGUUCUUUAUGAUGCGCCGCGCACGAUAGGCGUCAUAUUCAAAGGGACAAAAUUAAUUUUAAUGCUACGAUGGUAGCAAACAAGUACAAGGUUCUCCUGAUAGAAAGCUGUUACCGUAGCCUAUGAACUAGUAGAACGGGGAAUGUCACAUAACAUUAUUAUUUUGUUUAAUUUUUGAACGCAAACCUUUGUUCAUUUUUGUCUUUGUAAAAUAACAAAUGACACAACUAUUAUCAACGGCUUUUUAAAUUGGACAUACGUAUAUGAAUAACGUUUUUGAGUAUUACAACUAUCGAAUAAUAAAAAGUUCUAAAUGUACUUGUGGUCUGAAUGAGAGUGUCACGAUAUAACGCACUGUGGAAUGACGCCAUACUUGUGGUGAGAUGUGAAUUCCGCUUUUUGAUGAUAACUUUUUUAUGGUGUUGACAAAGAAUCGUAAACUUUGGGCGAGAUAGUCGUCAACGAAUAGCGUGACGUGUCAUUUUGUAUGGGAUUUUGAGUUUCCGAAACGUUCCGCUUGGCGCGCUGUUCAAAAUACGAUAUAAGAAUUGACAACCGCGACCGUACACACGACGAGAACUACAAAAUUCACUGCAUCGGACAACGGGGAGCAGCAGGUCAAAUGAAGGGCACUCGCAACUGAAUUGCCAAGCAAGUCUACAACAAUCUACAAAGGCCCAGUCUACCACCCUGCUCACCCUGUAUACAUGAAGAACGAUCGAGCUACGAGGCAAACAUCGAGUUUUAUCAAUUUCGGAGGACUACAAGGACUAUUUAAAAGGACAACACGGACUCACCGGGACCAGCCGGCCAGCAACGGAUUACCAGCACCGCAGCAUUGGUUCACCUAGAUAAAAAGUGAGACCUGUCCAUUUCUUUUCUUCUCUUCAAUUAUUACUUCGAUCUGACUAGAAUCGAGAACUUAGUUCUUUGCACUUGCUCUGGGCUGUCAAAUUUACUUUCACGCAAUUUUGCCACUUCAAUCACAUUAUUCUAGCAUCUUAGCUAUCCAUUUUAGCCAUUAUCACUUAUAUAAAUUCACUAUUUAUCGAACAUUUCUAGAAUUAAACACGCAAAGUUAAUUUAUACCGUUAUAGAUCAUAGCAAACGCUAAGCGCAUACAUAGCUAAUCUAUACGCGUACAAACGAUAAUUAAGAGAUUUCCUAUUGUAAAGUUCCAGUUGAUAAACAUAGGUUGGUUUGUUAAUGUCUAAAACUGUAAAUCACCCAAAUGUUCUUAUUUUAUUGGUUGUUUUUAUUGAUUACAAUGCCUGCUGUGAAGAAACCCAAAACACAAUUAAGUCGAAUAGAAGUACAGGGUUAGAUAAUACAAAUACAAAACAUAGCGCCAGAACUGAAACCAAAACGGAUAUAUUGCAGAACAAUAACGUGCGGACUCUAUCUUCGGAAGUACCUACAGUAAAGAAAAGUUCUGAGAAUUGUACUGACUCUGAUCACAAUAGCAAUAUACCAAUUGAUAAAGCUCAAGAAUCUACCGCGAUGAAUAUGAGUAAAGCAAAUGUUGAUAUGGAAAUAAACGAUAAUAAAAAUUUGAUUACAAUAUUUACAAUGCUAGAGAAUAAAUUUGAUGGAGCUGAGAAAACACAUAUAGAUAACGGUUUACUGUUAGUGAACAAAAUGGACAUGUCGAAUUCUGAUACUGUUCACACUGAUCACAACGAUCUUAUAGAUGCUCUUCAAGAUAAUAGUAAUUUAGGAAUAAAUGCGAUAAAAUCCUUUAUUGCCUCUAUGAACAAUAAUACCGAUGAAAAUAAUGUAAAACAUUCUGAAGUUGAGGCGUCUUCGACAGUAACGACGUAUUUGAAUACGCCUUACAAAACUGAGAUUAAACAAAUGGAGACAGUCAUGACUUCUGACCAUAAUACAACUGAAAUAUUGACGUGCAUUAAACCAGAUCCUGAUGUUACUUUAAUUGAUGAUUCAGACAGCGAUUCAGAAUCAGUAUUAAUAUUAGACACAGACUACGACAUUGAAGAAAUGAUUGAUACUAGCCGGUUAAAUGAAAGUAACCAGGACGCUAAUAGUGAAAAUAUAGUUAUGGUUGAACAAAGCAAACCUAACAAAACAGCACUGAAAUAUACUUCCAUCGAAAUUAAAACCAAUACGAAUGCUGAAAUUCAUUUGGAAAGUGAAAAAACUUUAAUCCAAGAUAAAAAAGAUGAAGUAAGAAUUAUAGAACCUUCUGUAGAAAACUAAAUCAAUUUUAAUAUUAAAUACAAAUGAAGAAGACUUACAGUCUGCUAAGGAAACUUGCCCAGUGAAAUCAGAUGAAGUAAUAAUUAUUGAACCUACGGGCGUAAAUUCAGAAUCAGUAUUAAUAUUAGACACAGACUACGAUAUUGAAGAAAUGAUUGAUACUAGCCGGUUAAAUGAAAGUAAUCAGGACGCUAAUAGUGAAUGUUCACGCGAAACGGAACGGUGAACACGAUUACCGGACGAGUAGAGCGACGUCACGGCCCAAGUGUCAAAAAUAGCUCCACAUCAUCGUAUAUCUGUCAUAUACCUACUCAUAUCUCUACAAGACCGAAUAACGAACUUUGCGUGUCAUACACAUUUUGUAUUUUUUAUAUAAUUUUAAUUAAAUAUCUUCAAGUCUAAAACGUGACUUCUUAUUGUUUGUCCCAUCGUGGACCACUAACCUGUAACCAAUAACCAGUACAAAUUAAACCGUAAACCGUAACGGACAGUUCAAUUGGUACUGGUUAAUGGUUAAUUGCAUUAACGUUUCGGCCAAAACUGUUCCCAAGUACGGAACAUUUUCAUGUCCAAUCACAAGUACGGCGUCGUUCCACAGUGUGACGUCACGAAUGCCAGUGUCAAUGUUGCCACGCGUCGGUCUGAUCUCUUAUACUAAUCGGAUUAGUGUCCCAACACAAUGGAGAUUAUUUAGUUAACUAAUGCCGCGGUUACACUCGUCCGUGCGCCGUAUGCAAUUAUAUACGAUUACGAAUGUCUGCGCGACAUCGGUUCACAUCAAGGACCUUUCUUAAAGUUGUUUCAGACGGGCGUACCGGACCGUGACCUUGGUCCGGUCAGCAUAUCUCUCGCUCUCACUUAUAGCUGCGUCCUUAACGGACGGACCACACGAUUGAACUGGCCUCGGGCCAAGGUCGCUGUCCGGUACACCAGUCUGUUACGACUUUUACGUUGAAUUUGUUUCUUGGAAGCGAUGGGAUUUGUGUAAACGCGUCAUUAUCCGAUAGUAACCGAGAUCAGUAUAUAAAAGAUCGAUGACAGAUAUGUAAUGAAUAAUGAUAAUAUUGGAAAUAAUUGAUAAAGUAUAAUAAGUAGUAAGCAUAAAUAAUGUAAACGACGCAUAGUUUGUUGAAGGCAGAACAAACCGUCCCCCGUAUAGUGGUCGGACUUAGCAACUGAUGUAGUGCUUUUAGCAAUAAAACUCUUAUACAACCUUAAGCUGUAUAAUUUCGUAAUAGCUGAUGUAUAUGUUUUUUUAGAUAAAACAUUAAGCCUCUUGUGACCAAAAGAUGUUAUUUACAUAAUUUGGUAUGGUACUUCUAAAAAGUGAUGCUUGCAUAAGGGCCCUUUCGUUGGUAAUGGUCAAAUGCAAAAAAUACCCAUUGUAGACAGUUAUUCGAAACAUGUCACGAUAGCCUUUAAGAUUCAUUGACGUUUACGAUAUUAACAUUUGAGGCAUGAUGUGAUAAUUUUAUUUAAAAAAACGUUUGUAUUAAGCAUCAUUUUCUGUGCUGCAAAUUAGUUUUAUCUCGUUGAAGAUAUGGUGUUUACAGUACCUAUAAGGUUGUAACCCUUUCACCGCCAUUUGCCAUUUAAGACAUCACUCACACACUUUGCCACAGUGAAAGUGCCCAUUUCUUGGUAAUGUGGCCGAAACUUGACUAUUUUAGGCAUCCUUGGCGUUGAAAGGGUUAACCUUAUCCACCGAUUAUCAAAGUUGUAUAAGACGCGCUACAAGCUACUGAAUGUCUUUUAUUUUAUGCGCUCAAUUCAGGGCUACCUGCGAUUUAUGUAUGAACAAGAACUGUAUAUUAAUUUCUUAAAUAAAACACUUUCCGAAUUAUAA